GGAAUGUUGGUGAUUCCCCUCUUGGCCUCGGUGUUGCACGACCCGAGUCACUGGGAAUCUCCGCACACCUUCGACCCCAACCACUUCCUGGACGAAAGGGGACAGUUCAAGAAGAACGAGGCUUUCAUCCCCUUUUCCACAGGCAGCCGGAUGUGCAUCGGCGAGAAGGUGGCUCAGACGCAGCUCUUCCUCUUCCUCACCGCGCUGCUGCGGAACUUCACCCUCGGAUCGCGAGCGGAGCCGGAGGCCGUCGACAUCGCGCCCCUGUCCAGCGGCUUCUCGACCCUCCACCGGCCGUACCUCCUGCGCUGCAGCCCCCGCCAGCAAACGGGGCGCGGGAGCAGCGCGUAACGACGACCACGACGACGACCACGACCACGACGAAGACGAUGAUAAUAAUAAUAAUAA
Messenger RNA from Callorhinchus milii (elephant shark), 408 nucleotides. Its product is annotated as cytochrome P450 2B15. The annotation marks the transcript as partial. The transcript is spliced from 2 exons. The record is from RefSeq and is a predicted model, not a curated record. Gene Ontology annotation, cellular component: intracellular membrane-bounded organelle; cytoplasm. Gene Ontology annotation, biological process: xenobiotic metabolic process. Lineage: Eukaryota; Metazoa; Chordata; Chondrichthyes; Chimaeriformes; Callorhinchidae. Gene Ontology annotation, molecular function: iron ion binding; oxidoreductase activity, acting on paired donors, with incorporation or reduction of molecular oxygen, reduced flavin or flavoprotein as one donor, and incorporation of one atom of oxygen; heme binding.